AUGCAGCGGGCUUUGUUUGGCAGGAGCGCGCUGCUCGCCCAGGCAGCAGCGGCCCUCGACAGUCCGCUGACAGCUAGAAGCGCGCCGCUGCUGCUGCGCUUGGAUCGCUCCAUGUCCUCCGUCACCAUCCCACCGCCGGCCUGCAUGCUGCGGCCACUGGAGGCCCCCCUGCGCUACCUCUUCGGACCGGGGCCCUCAAACGUCCCUCCACGUAUCUUGGCUGCGGGAGGCAGGCCGAUAAUUGGUCACCUGCAUCCAGAAAUGUACACGGUAAGUGCUCUGUCUUAAAUGCAAAAUAAGCUACAAAAUGAAAAUAAGGGUCCUAACUAAAGUACUGUGGUACUUUUCCUGAAUUAAAAGUUCAUAUUCGAAUUAAGCUUGGAACAUAGAAUCACCAUUUCUAAUAGUUCAGAGAUGUCAAACACAUAUCAGUUUUCUGUUUUGAUUCAUUUUUGCAUGAUAAUUGGUUUCUGUUCCCGAUAGUGUUCAUGGGGCCAGGUCAAGAUCAUCAGUUUUGCGUAACUGUACAAAAUCUUCGAUCUGCACAAACCAGCAGAAACAAACAGACCAUUACCUGAUGGAUUUGGUUAAAAAUGACUUCUCCUUUUGUUUCUCAGAUCAUGAAUGACAUCAAAAAGGGGAUCCAUUACGCAUUUCAGACAGAGAACAACAUGACGAUAGCAAUGAGCGGCUCGGGGCACGCGGCUAUGGAGUGUGCGGUUUUUAACACGGUGGAGCCCGGAGAGAGCGUGCUCGUUGCCAUCAACGGAAUCUGGGGAGAGCGCGUUGCAGAAAUCGCAGAGAGAAUGGGUACGUCUUUACGCACGGUUUUACGCACGGGUUCCUAGGGUUUAAAACAGCUACAAACACUUACUGUGUCAGUCUACUAAUCUAAUUUAUCUCUCUGGUUAGGUGCCAAUGUACAUACAAUGGUAAAAACACCUGGGGGGUAUUUCAGCAAUGAGGAAAUUGAACAGGUACGUCCGCAAAGCAACACAAGAAAAAAAAAACUCAUCUCAUGUCAAAUAAAUAUGAUAAAACAGGAGUGAGCACAACAAAAAGACAAAUCUGGUGUUCAUUUUUAGGCCAUGGCCAAACACAAGCCUGUCUUGUUCUUCCUCACACAUGGAGAGUCCUCUGCUGGACUCUGUCACCCAGUAGAUGGAAUUGGAGACAUCUGUCGAAAGUGAGCAUCAAACACACCACAAUGAUUUUAUCUGAAUACAAAAUAUCUCUGUCCUUGUUGACUGUCAUGUUUAUUGCAGACAUAAUUGCCUCUUCCUGGUUGACACAGUUGCAUCUCUUGGAGCGGCACCAAUUUUUAUGGACAAGCAAAGUAAGACAAAGGUUGCAAGUUACAUUUUGUCAACCAACUAUUUCACACUUUUAUGAGAUUAAUCCUUCUUCUCACUACACUCGCAGAUAUUGACAUCCUGUACACUGGCUCUCAGAAGGCCCUGAAUGCACCUCCUGGCACAGCACCUAUCUCCUUUAAUGACAGAGCAUGGUGAGGAGUGUUUCUGCAUGCAGGUGUCUGUGAUAUAGUGCUCAAUUGUGAAGAAACAAAACAGACAAGUUGUUAAAGAAAGUAUCUCUCUGUUCCUCACAGCCAAAAGAUGUUUAAUAGGAAAACAAAACCAGUGUCUUAUCUCUUUGAUAUGACACAUUUGUCCAACUACUGGGGCUGUGAUGGCAAACCAGCCAGAGCGUAAGUGUAUUAUCAUUCUCUUCAUUUUACUGAAACACUUAAUAGCUUGAAUAUAAUAACAAAAGAUGAGUCCUAGAUGUAGCAUUGUACUGGAAAGGCCCAAAAGAGUCAUUUUAUUAUAAAGUUAUUCUGUUUUUGAACAACAUCUGAUCUUGUGUGCUCUUGGUUAAAGAUACCACCACACUGGGCCUGUGUCUGGAUUCUUUGCCCUGAGGGAGAGUCUGGCAAUCCUCGCUGAGAAGGUAAAAGUCUCUCCAUAGCUUUUGUGGUUUCUCUAACUCAGAUUUGGAAAGUUUCUUUUGCAAGUGCCUUCUCCACAUCUGGAUGUUUGGUGGAGGUUUCAAACUGUGAGCUGUCAUUAGGCUCUCCAUAUCAUUACUACAGCCAAAUUACUUCUAUACAACCACAAAAUCUCUCUUGAGAAAGAACUUUUGUAGACUAAAAAGAUGGACUUAGUCUCAUUGAAUUUCCCUUAAAUAGACUUGAGUUUGCAUGAUGGCCCCUCUUGACUGAUUAUCCCUAAACUCCAUGGAUCUUUGUUGCCCUCUAGGGGUUGGAGGAGUCCUGGAGGAAACACAAGGAGGUGGCAGCCUACCUGUACAGAGGACUGGAAGACUUGGGCCUCAAACUCUUCAUCCCCGAUAGGGUGAGACAUACACAGGAAGACAUCUUGAGUGACAAUUUCCCAUUGUGCUUCAAAACAGCAAAGACAUUGUCCUUUUGUUUCACGUCAUUUAGGACUUGAGGCUUCCUUCUGUCACCACCAUCGCCAUCCCUGAAGGCUAUGACUGGAGGGAGCUGCUGGCCUACAUCAUGAAACACCACCAGAUGGAGAUGACUGGAGGCCUGGGUCCUUCCAUUGGCAUGGUGAGCUGCUGCUGCUGCAAAGUGAAGAAUCAUGAUGGAAAGAAUGAAUGUUUUAAUGCAAAAAUAACCAAACUACUCCUAAUUUUAACACUCACCAAGCAGACACGAACAGCUACAGCAAGAUCCAUGUGAUGAGAUUAGUCUCUGAUUAAUGCUGCUGAGUCACUGCUGGCUCUGAUGUUCUGUACUUUUCACCUCUCUGUUCAUUAGGUGAUGAGGAUCGGAUUGAUGGGAUACAACUGUGAGACGGCUAAUGCUGACAUGGCACUGCACGCCCUGGCAGAUGCACUCAAGAACUGCAAAAAGAGCAAGGCUUAA
Messenger RNA from Xyrichtys novacula (pearly razorfish), 2893 nucleotides. Lineage: Eukaryota; Metazoa; Chordata; Actinopteri; Labriformes; Labridae. The record is from the annotation of a GenBank genome assembly.